Messenger RNA from Arxiozyma heterogenica, 228 nucleotides. It is a transcript of the gene VMA21, whose product is annotated as Vma21p. Bases 1 to 228 code for a protein of 75 amino acids. The record is from RefSeq and is a predicted model, not a curated record. Gene Ontology annotation, biological process: vacuolar proton-transporting V-type ATPase complex assembly. The transcript has a single exon. NCBI's taxonomy places the organism in Eukaryota, Fungi, Ascomycota, Saccharomycetes, Saccharomycetales, Saccharomycetaceae. Gene Ontology annotation, cellular component: endoplasmic reticulum membrane.
AUGGCAGUUGAUGUUCCCCGUUCUGUGAUAAAGAAAUUGGUUAUUGCAACUUUUUGUAUGAUAGCUUUGCCAUUAGUAACUUUCUUUAUUUCAAAUAGUUAUAUAUCCAACUCUAUAAUAUCUGGUGGUUUGGCAGCUUUAGUAGCCAAUGUUGUAUUAAUUGCAUUUAUUAUAGUUGCAUUUACCGAAGAUAUUAAGGUUGAGUCCAAUGAAAAAAAACAAGCUUAA